Prunus armeniaca (apricot) is the source of this 912-nucleotide messenger RNA. Lineage: Eukaryota; Viridiplantae; Streptophyta; Magnoliopsida; Rosales; Rosaceae. The record is from the annotation of a GenBank genome assembly.
AUGAACCUCUUAAAACAUGCAUUUAGAGUAACUUCAGGAAAAUUCCUUGGCUCUGUUAUCCGACAUCGAGGAAUUGAAAUUGAUCCCUCAAAAAUCAAGGCAAUCUGUGAAAUGCCUCCCCCUCGAAAUUUAAGAGAGUUGCAAGGGCUGCAAGGGAGACCAGCCUAUAUACAACGGUUCAUCUCAAAUCUCUCUGGAAGGUGCCAACCAUUCUCGAGGCUCAUGAAGAAGGAUGUUCCAUUUGUAUGGGAUCAAGCAUGUCAAAAUGCUUUGGAAAGCAUUAAACAAUACUUGUUGAAUCCGCCAGUUCUUAUGGCGCCAAUUAAAGAGAAGCCUUUAAUCUUUUAUAUUGCAGCGUUAGAAUGCUCGUUGGGGGGGCAUUCACACAAUGAUGAUGGAAAAGAAAAUGCACUCUACUACUUGAGUAGAACACUCGUAGAGGCGGAACAAAAUUACGCCCCUAUCAAAAAGGUCUGCCUCGCAUUAUCCGCUCUGAUAUUUAAUUCCAAGCCUGUGCUCUCUGGGCGAAUAGCCAAGUGGUCACUCCUCCUCUCUGAGUUUGAGAUAAAAUGUGUGCCACAAAAGGCGAUCAAAGGGCAAGCUCUUGCUGAUUUCUUGGCUGCUCAUCCUACACCCGACAACAUGGAGUUACCUGCUGAUUUGCCUGAUGAAGAGGUAUUCACAACAGAAGCACUUACAUGGCAGCUAUAUUUUGAUAGGCCAGCAAGAAGAAACAGAGUUGGGGCGGGAUUAGUGUUCAUCACGCAAUCUAGGGGCUUGAUCCCAUACUCAUUCUCUUUACUAGCUUUAUGUUCAAAUAAUGUGGCAGAAUACAAGGCAUUCAUCAUUGGCCUUAAAAUUGCUCUCGAGAUGCAUUUGAUUAUUUGCAAGCAUAUGGUGAUUAACAAUUAG